Molecule: messenger RNA, 642 nt
Organism: Cylindrotheca closterium
Lineage: Eukaryota; Bacillariophyta; Bacillariophyceae; Bacillariales; Bacillariaceae
Source: the annotation of a GenBank genome assembly
AUGCCUAUCUCCAUACUGAAGUCACCAUCGACCUCUUCUGCUUCGCCAAGAAAACGAAGAAUUUCCUUCAACAAGCGAGUCAAAGUUUUGGAAAUUGAUCAUCACCAAGACUUUUCCGCCCAAGAGCUUGAAAGCUACUGGAACACACCUGAAGAUUACGCAGCCAUCCGAGAUGAAACCGAUUCUACUGUCGACUACUACAAUCGACUGGAAAGUAAGGCGGCUUCUGUAUCCUCAGUUGAUUCCUCUUCGUUGACAAAGGCUUUAGACGAAGCUUCCUUGUGUUUGCGAGGUUUGGAACACCGUACCAAUUCCUCCAAAGGUCUGAAGGCUCAUCUCCGCAGACAAGCCUGGAAAUUUGUUUUGGACGAGCAAGACAUUCAAUUUGACUUGGGAUCGCAAGACGAUUCUGUCAUCCUACGUGAGGUUUACAGAAUCUAUUCCCUUCCAGCGUCAAGGAUUGCUCAGCAGAAGGGAUGGAAGGACGCCGUCCAAGCCGGGAUUACUCCGACGGAAGCCCAGCCACCAAUGGAAGUAAUUAUCAAAUCCUCGCCAUCUCAAAGGGAUACUGCAUUGUCUCCACCAACCAUGCGACCACGGGGAGGAGCUCAAAAGAACUCCAUCGUCUCGCAAGCUGCCUAA